This is a messenger RNA of Platichthys flesus (European flounder), 9419 nucleotides long. RefSeq names its product myosin VIIAa (gene myo7aa). The record is from RefSeq and is a predicted model, not a curated record. NCBI's taxonomy places the organism in Eukaryota, Metazoa, Chordata, Actinopteri, Pleuronectiformes, Pleuronectidae. Gene Ontology annotation, cellular component: myosin complex; cytoskeleton. Gene Ontology annotation, molecular function: cytoskeletal motor activity; ATP binding; protein binding. Bases 1 to 6657 code for a protein of 2218 amino acids. The transcript is spliced from 50 exons.
AUGGUCAUUCUACAGCAGGUAAAUGUAGUGAAGAUGUUCAGGCGUCGGGACUACGUGGAGCUGUAUGAGCAGGACCAGGCCAAAUGGGCUCUGAUCCGCAACGUGAACACUGCCACCAAACAGAGCACCCUGCUGCCGGGCGACUAUGUCUGGUUGGACCAGAAGACCGGUCGAGAGUUCGAGGUGCCGAUCGGUGCCGUGGUCAAACUCUGUGACUCAGGACAGAUCCAGGUGCUGGACGAUGAGGGAAAUGAGCACUGGAUCUCCCCCCAGAAUGCCAGCAACAUUAAACCAAUGCACCCGACCUCCAUCCACGGGGUGGAGGACAUGAUCCGGCUGGGAGACCUCAACGAAGCUGGAAUUCUGCGGAACCUGCUCAUCAGAUACAGAGAAAAACUCAUAUACACGUACACCGGCUCCAUCCUGGUGGCCGUCAACCCGUAUCAGCUGCUGCCCAUCUACACCGCCGACCAGAUCCGCCUCUACACCAACAAGAAGAUCGGAGAGUUGCCGCCUCACAUCUUUGCCAUCGCAGACAACUGCUACUUCAACAUGCAGAGGAACAACCGCGACCAGUGCUGCAUCAUCAGUGGUGAGUCUGGAGCAGGGAAGACAGAAAGCACCAAGCUGAUCCUUCAGUUCCUGGCAGCCAUCAGUGGUCAACACUCCUGGAUAGAGCAACAGGUCCUAGAGGCCAACCCUAUACUAGAAGCUUUUGGAAAUGCUAAAACUAUCCGCAAUGACAACUCGUCUCGUUUUGGAAAGUACAUCGACAUCCACUUCAACAAGAGAGGAGCCAUCGAAGGAGCCAAGAUAGAACAGUACCUGCUGGAGAAGUCCAGAGUGUGUCGACAGGCCUUCGACGAGAGGAACUACCACAUCUUCUACUGCAUGUUGAGAGGGAUGAGCGCGGAGGAGAAGAAGAAGCUGGGCCUGAGCAAAGCUACAGACUACACCUACCUGACCACGGGAAAGUGCACAGUGUGUGACGGUCGAGACGACUUGAAGGAAUACUCCAACAUCCGCUCGGCCAUGAAGGUUCUGAUGUUCACAGACAAAGAGAACGGGGAGAUCUCUAAACUGCUGGCUGCUAUUCUACACAUGGGAAACCUCCGAUAUGAAGCUCGGACAUACGACAACCUGGACGCCUGCGAGGUCGUCCGAUGUCCUCACCUCACCACUGCUGCUACGCUGCUGGAGGUGGACAGUAAGGACCUGAUGAACUGUAUCACCAGUCGGACUCUGAUCACCAGAGGAGAGACCGUCUCCACACCUCUCAGUAUCGAACAAGCUCUGGACGUACGAGACGCUUUCGUGAAGGGUAUCUAUGGACGUUUGUUUGUGUGGAUUGUGGAGAAGAUCAACGCCGCCAUCUACAAGCCUCCAUCAUCACAGCCCAAAUAUAUCAGACGCUCCAUCGGACUCCUGGACAUCUUCGGCUUUGAGAACUUUACUGUCAACAGCUUCGAGCAGCUUUGCAUCAACUUUGCCAACGAGAACCUGCAGCAGUUCUUCGUGCGUCACGUCUUCAAGCUGGAGCAGGAGGAGUACAACCUGGAGAACAUCAACUGGCAGCACAUCGAGUUCACCGACAACCAGGACGCCCUGGACAUGAUCGCCAUCAAACCCAUGAACAUCAUCUCGCUCAUCGACGAGGAGAGCAAGUUCCCCAAGGGCACCGACACCACCAUGUUGAACAAACUGAACUUUCAGCACAAGCUCCACGCAAACUACAUCCCUCCAAAGAACAACUACGAGACUCAGUUUGGAAUCCAGCACUUUGCAGGAGUGGUUUUCUACGAGACGAGAGGCUUCCUGGAAAAGAACAGAGACACUUUAUACGGAGACAUCAUCCAGCUGGUUCACUCGUCCAAGAACAAGUUCAUCAAGCAAAUCUUCCAGGCUGACGUCGCCAUGGGAGCAGAGACCAGGAAGCGCUCGCCCACUCUGAGCAGUCAGUUUAAAAGAUCCCUGGAGCUGCUGAUGAGGACUCUGAGCGUCUGUCAACCGUUCUUCGUUCGCUGCAUCAAACCCAACGAAUACAAGAAAUCCAUGUUAUUUGACAGGGAUCUGUGUGUGCGUCAGCUGAGGUACUCGGGUAUGAUGGAGACCAUUCGUAUCCGUCGAGCAGGAUAUCCCAUCCGCUACACCUUCGUGGAAUUUGUCGAUCGCUACAGGGUCCUCAUGCCCGGAGUCAAACCGGCGUAUAAACAGGAGGACCUGAGGGGAACGUGUCACAGGAUCGCGGUGGCGGUGCUCGGCCGAGACGACGACUGGCAGAUGGGAAAGACAAAGAUCUUCCUCAAGGAUCAUCACGACAUGCUGCUGGAGAUCGAGAGGGACAAGGCCAUCACUGACAAGGUCAUCCUCAUCCAGAAGGUGGUUCGAGGCUUCAAGGACAGGUCGAACUUCCUGAAGAUGAGGAAGUCGGCCGUGUUCAUCCAGAAAACAUGGAGAGGAUAUCACUGUAGGAAGAACUAUGGAGCUAUGCGAGCCGGCUUCUCUCGCCUGCAGGCUCUGGUUCGCUCCAGGAAGCUGUGUGCGUCCUAUCACGUGGCCCGGCAGCGGAUCACGGGCUUCCAGGGCCGCUGCCGGGGGUUCCUGGUGCGCCGGGCCUUCAGGCACCGGCUGUGGGCAGUCAUCACCAUCCAGGCCGGCACCAGAGGCAUGAUCGCCCGGCGGCUGUACAAGAGGCUGAAGGGAGAGUACCGCAGGAGGCUGGAGGCCGAGAAGAUGCGUCUCGCUGAAGAAACCAAACUGAGGAACCAGAUGUCUGCGAAGAAAGCGAAGGCUGAGGCCGAGCGCAAACACCAAGAGCGUCUGGCCAAGCUGGCCAAAGAGGACGCUGAGCGGGAGAAGAAGGAGAAGGAGGAGGCUCGGAGGAAGAAGGAGAUGGUGGAGCAGAUGGAGAAAGCUCGUCUGGAGCCCGUCAACGACUCAGACCUGGUGGACAAGAUGUUCGGCUUCCUGGGGACCACCAACUCCUUCCCGGGGCAGGAGGGACAAGCUCCUGCUGGCUUCGAGGACCUGGAGCGAAGCCAUCAAGAGCUGGAGGUGGAGGAUCUGGACGAAGCUCUUCCUCUGCCCGAGGACGAUGAUGAAGAAGAUUUGUCGGAGUACAAGUUCGCCAAGUAUGCCGCCACCUACUUCCAGGGCAGCACCACUCACACCUACGUCCGCCGACCUCUCAAACAGCCGCUGCUCUUCCACGACGACGAGGGAGACCAGCUGGCUGCUCUGGCGGUGUGGAUCACAGUGCUGAGGUUCAUGGGAGAUCUGCCGGAGCCCAAGUACCACACGGCCAUCAGCGACGGGAGCGAGAAGAUCCCGGUCAUGACCAAGAUCUACGAGACGCUGGGAAAGAAGACGUACAAGAGGGAGCUGCAGGCGCUGCAGGGGGAGGGGGAGACGCCUCAGUCCGACGGACACAAGAAGAACAGCGUCCGACACAAACUGGUGUCGCUCACGCUGAAGAAGAAAUCCAAGAUCACUGAGGAGGUCACCAAGCGCCUGAACGAUGGGGAGUAUGGUGUCACUGGGAACAGCAUGCUGGAGGACCGGCCCACGUCCAACCUGGAGAAGCUUCACUUCAUCAUCGGGAACGGGAUCCUGAGACCAGCGCUGAGGGAUGAGAUCUACUGUCAGAUCUGUAAGCAGCUGAGUCAGAACCCGUCUAAGAGUUCUCACGCUCGAGGCUGGAUCCUCAUCUCUCUGUGCGUCGGCUGCUUCGCCCCGACAGAGAAGUUUGUCAAGUACCUGAGGAACUUCAUCAGCAGCGGUCCACCAGGUUACGCUCCGUACUGCGAGGAGAGGAUGAGACGGACGUUCGCUAACGGGACGAGAACACAACCUCCGUCCUGGCUGGAGCUGCAGGCCACCAAGUCGAAGAAGCCCAUCAUGCUGCCGGUGACCUUCAUGGACGGCACGACCAAGACGCUGCUGACCGACUCGGCCACCACGGCCAAGGAGCUCUGCCUCGCCCUGUCGGACAAGAUCGACCUGCGGGACCGCUUCGGCUUCUCCCUGUACAUCGCCCUGUUCGACAAGGUGUCCUCUCUCGGCAGUGGGAACGACCAUGUGAUGGACGCCGUGUCGCAGUGCGAGCAGUACGCCAAGGAGCAGGGAGCCCAGGAGAGGAACGCCCCCUGGAGGCUGUUCUUCAGGAAGGAGAUCUUCACGCCCUGGCACUGCCCCAGCGACGACCUGGUCGCCACCAACCUCAUCUACCAACAAACCGUGAGGGGCGUCAAGUUCGGAGAAUACCGCUGCGACAGGGAGGACCUGGCGGAACUGGCCUCUCAGCAGUACUACGUGGACUACGGCUCAGAGAUCCUCAUGGAGCGGCUGCUCAGCCUCAUCCCCUCCUACAUCCCCGACAGAGAGAUCAGCCCCUCCAGGACCGUGGAGAAAUGGGCCCAUUUCAUCAUGGCUGCCCACAAAAAGGGCGUCUACACCCAGAAGAGGUUCGACCCUCAGAAGGUGAAGGAGGAGGUGGUCGACUUCGCUCGUCACAAGUGGCCCCUGCUCUUCUCUCGAUUCUACGAAGCCUUCAAAUUCUCAGGUCCCAGUUUGCCUAAAAACGACCUGAUCGUGGCCGUCAACUGGACCGGAGUUUAUUUUGUAGACGAGCAGGAGCAGGUCCUUUUAGAACUCUCCUUCCCAGAAAUCAGUGCAGUGUCCAGCAGCAGUGGAGGAAAGUUGCAGGGUCAGAGUUUCACAUUGGCGACCAUCAAAGGUGAAGAGUACACGUUCACCUCCAACAACGCAGAGGACAUCCGUGACCUGGUGGUGACCUUCCUGGAGGGCCUGAGGAAGAGGUCAAAGUUCGUGGUGGCGCUACAAGACAACCCCAACCCCACUGGGGAGGAGUCCACGUUCCUCAGCUUCCUGAAGGGAGACCUGAUCCUGUUGGACCAGGACACCGGCGAGCAGGUCCUCAACUCUGGUUGGGCGCACGGCGUCAACGAGCGAACCAAUCAAAGAGGAGAUUUCCCAGCUGACUGCAUCUAUGUCCUGCCCACCAUGACUCGACCGCCGCAGGAAGUAGUGGCGCUGGUGACCAUGACACCGGACCAGCGACAGGAGUCGGUUCGUGUGUCACAGCUCGUUCUGCCCGAGAGUGACGACAGAAUGAAACCCUACACACUGGAGGAGUUGUCCUACGACUACUUCAGGCCUCCUCCCAAACACACCCUGAGCAGAGUGAUGGUCACUAAGAAUCGUGGGAAGGACAAACUGUGGAGCUGCACCAGGGAGCCGCUCAAACUGCCGCUGCUGAAGAAGGUGGUGACCCACGAGGAGCUGAGUCAGGACGCCUGCAUGGCCUUCAUCGCGGUGAUGAAGUACAUGGGCGACUACCCGUCCAAACGCACGCGCUCGGUCAACGAGCUGACGGACCAGAUCUUUGAGGGAGCGCUGAAGGCCGAACCCCUGAAGGACGAGAUCUACUGUCAGAUCCUCAAGCAGCUGACUGACAACCACGUCAAGUACAGUGAGGAGAAAGGCUGGGAGCUGCUGUGGUUGUGCACUGGUUUGUUUCCUCCCAGCAACAUGCUGCUGCCUCACAUCCAGCGCUUCCUGCAGUCGAAGAGACACCACCCGCUGUCUGGAGACUGUAUGCAGAGGCUGCACAAAGCUCUACGUAACGGAUCCAGGAAGUACCCCCCCCACCUGGUGGAGGUGGAGGCGAUCCAACACAAAACAACGCAGAUCUUCCACAAAGUCUAUUUCCCCGAUGACACAGAUGAGGCGUUCGAGGUGGAGUCCAGCACCAAGGCAAAGGACUUCUGUCAGAACAUCUCCACCCGGCUGCUGCUCAAAGCUCCUGAAGGCUUCAGCCUCUUCGUCAAGAUCUCAGACAAGGUGAUCAGUGUUCCAGAGGGAGAUUUCUUCUUUGACUUUGUCCGACAUUUAACCGACUGGAUCAAGAAGUCUCGUCCGGUGAAAGACGGUGUCGUCCCCUCUCUGACCUACCAGGUGUUCUUCAUGAAGAAGCUGUGGACCAGCACCGUUCCAGGGAAGGACUCCUUCGCAGACUCCAUCUUCCACUACUACCAGGAGCUGCCUAAAUACUUGCGUGGCUACCACAAGUGUUCCCGAGAAGAGGUUUUCCAACUGGCAGCGCUCAUCUACCGCGUCAAGUUCGAAGACGACAAAUCUCACUUUCCUACAAUUCCCAAGAUGCUUCGGGAGCUGGUUCCCCAGGACCUGAUUCGCCAGAUGUCCCCGGACGACUGGAAAAGGUCUGUGGUGGCGUACUUCAACAAGCAGGCCGGUAAAUCCAGGGAAGAGGCCAAACUGAUGUUCCUGAAGAUCAUCUACAAAUGGCCGACCUUUGGCUCCGCCUUCUUCGAGGUCAAGCAAACCACAGAACCCAACUUCCCAGAGAUCCUGCUGAUCGCCAUCAACAAGCAGGGAGUCAGUCUCAUCGACCCCAAGACCAAGGACAUCCUGAUCACACACCCCUUCACCAAGAUCUCCAACUGGAGCAGUGGGAACACCUACUUCCACAUCACCAUCGGAAACCUGGUCAGAGGAAGCAAACUGCUGUGUGAGACCUCACUGGGUUACAAGAUGGACGACCUAUUGACCUCUUACAUCAGUCAGAUGCUGAGCACCAUGAACAAGCAGCGCUCUGGGCGGGGCCAGAGCAAGUGAACUUCUUACUGGCAGGAGGCCGCUGAGCUCAUCCGGCUCUUGCGCCCUAUAGGCCAGCACUGCAGCUGGGGGCGGACCUUCGCCCACCAGCUGUGGAGGAUGAGCCGCAGUCCUUCUAACAGCUCCCAAGGGUCAAAGGUCUCCGGGGAGAGUUCGGCCCUCAGCAGCGACGACCCCGGAGAAGGCCCCAGCAACUAUCACCCCCGCAAACACAACUACGACGAGGACGAGCCGUCCAGCGAGGACGACUACCUGUAACACACCUGUCCGUCCAACAGGGGUCAGACCUGAGACACACACAGCUGGAGUCAGUCCUGCCGCCAUGUGACCAUCGUUCUUCUGCCAAGUUCAGAGGACAGGGUUCCUGUGCAGGUCACACCACACGACCAGACACAAGAGGUCACACUCGACAUCAUCUUUCACCAGGAGACUCACAGUCUCACGUGCAGCCUAAACAUAUUCACAUGUUCCAGUGAGGGUGACCUCCUCUGAGGGAGUGAUCAUGUGAUCAGGUGUGGACAGAAACAGGCUUAACUUUCUGGGGUUGAAAGACGAGAUAAAGAUUUCCGGCUGUAGCUCAACAACGACUCAGAUCACGUUUCUCUGCUCCGCCCUCGACCUGGGACUGAAGAACCAGAGCGUUUAAACUCUCCUGUGACACCAGCAAGUCAACGAGGUUCCUGCAGCGUUUAAAAAAUUACAAAUCUUCUCAGAAGUUACUGAAAAGCCUUAAAUUGAACUCUUUAAGGUUUUAAGCGUUUUCUCUCGGCGGCUGUGAACUUAACUGUUAGUUAUGAUUGAAAUGAACAGUCAGCCACAUCAAGGGAUUUAUUAAAUUACUAAGAAUUACUGUUAACUGGAAAAUUUGAAUCUUAAUGAAUGAUUCUCCCUAAUGCUUUUACAUCUUUAGCAAUAUGAUUGUAUAAAAAACAGAUAUGGUAUUAAAAAGCUCUUACAUUUAAUUUGAUAAGUUAAAAUGCACGUUAACAUAUGAUCAUAAUAACUUUUUAAAGAUUCUCAACAGUCCGGCCUCUAAGCUGCAGACAGAUAUUCUUGCUCCUGUGUUGGUGCAUCUUAAAACUGACAAAGUUUUUAAGGGUUAAAGGUUUUUGUCGUCUGUACCUUCUGCAGUAUGCAGGAUAUGAUUUCCAGUGAUGUGAAGCUCCCCCUGUCUGCGACUCACUGAAUUACACCUGUACCUGAUGUUUAUGGCCUGAACUGUGUAACCCUUUGUUUUCUGAGUGUUUUCUAAUCCAUGGUUUUUGUUUACAUCUCUUUUGUUUAAUGGUGUUUCUAAUUUAAUUUUAUGCCUUAUUGUUUAUUUAUGUAGAAACAACAUCACCCAGCAUCCAAUGGGGUGCAGCUGCUGUUUUUAUGGGGCUUCUCUAAUAUUCAUGUCAGGCUACUUUAACUCUUAAUGUCUCUAAGCACAGUUGUUGAUUUUAUUUUGACCUUUAUUACAAAUGUUAUUUUUCUUUUGACAAGUUGAAGUUUGUAGAUGAACACUGUGCACUUCAAAAAGGGAAAGUUAAAAGUUUUUUAGAGGGAUGUUUACGUAGAAACUUGUCAAAGUGUAAAAAAUCCUCAGUGAGCUAAAUAAAAGCUAACUUUGUAGGAAUAGACGCACUGAACGAGCCACACCUCGGCUGAGCAGGAGAUGAAUGAAUCUGUGUCUGAACCUCAGGGUCUGAAUUCAGAAAUUCAUGAGGGAUUUUAGAAGUAAAAAAAAACACCUUCCAGAUGUGGAUGGCUGGGUUCUGAAGAGUUGCUUCAUGUUAAAAUGUUUUAAUUGACUCAAAUGUUUUUCUUGUAUUAAUGUAUUGUUAAAGAUAACCACUGAUGAAUUUAUCUUUGAGCUAAUUUGAGUAAAGACUUUAAGUGCUACUUUGCAUAAAGAUUUCCUUAUCUUGAAUAGGAUUGUUGUUGUUUUUGUUGAAAGCUUCUGUCAUUUUACACAUUUUACAACAGAACAAUAACUUUAAAUGAGAUCCCCAGAAGACAGAAUAUGUAAAAGCAGAAAAACAAGUUGAACAGUGACUUCACUGUCCCAGUGUCUCUCCACUUGAGGACUCGUCUCCUUCCAAGGCUGCAUUCACAAUAACUGGAUUACCUCAUUUACAACAGAUUUGGUUUUUGCACAGUUAAUCUUCAGUAAACAUCAGUUGCUUUAAAUCCAUCCACAGGUGUUAUGUUUUGAAAAGAUAAACAGGCUAUUCAAAAAUUCUAAUCCUGUAGUCAAUGUCAUAUAAGUAUAACGUUUUGCUGGUGCAGGUAAAGACUUGUAAGUCUGGUCGUUAACAGUUAUCUUCAUUUGAUUUAAACGUGUUCAUGUGCUGAAUCAAAUCAUUUAUUUGAUAUAAAGAUUUUCACCGUUUGUCUUAUUUUCCUUCAUGUGUUUGUGCUCAGUGAAAACUCUGCUUUGUGAGAAAGAUUAAAAAAUGAGUUCACACGAUGAAAACUUCAUUAACUUUCACUGGAGGUUUCACUUGUAUCCAAAUACAUAGACUGGGAUUUGAACCGUGCCAAUGAUUUCAUCUGAAACCUUCAUGUUGUUCAGAUUGUUGUCUUUUUUUCUGGACUCAUGCAAACGUUUGUUGUUUGGUGUUGUGUUGUAUUUGAGUUGGUUUGUUAGAAAUCAGGUUAUUGUGUUACUUGUUUAAUUGUGAGUUGUGUGUCAUAUCGUUGUCCUGAUCAAUCAUCACUUGAAUAAUUGAUUUAACAAGUUUUUGUCCAAAUAAAUCUUCAAUAAAAAGUAACAAUUA